UGUGAUAACCCCCUUUCAUUCGGAUUCGGGUCCGAGUUAAUGGGUUUCGGGUUUGGUUUCUUGUAUAUAUUCACACUCGCUUGACCCGCAAGUCAAAUGCUGGUGCUCUUGUCCGAAGCCCCGCAAAAACCCGAGCUUCGAGGUCGAUGAAGUUUAGGGUUUCUCCGCGAUGGCCUGUCCUCCCCUACUACCGCUGCUGCCGGAGCUCCCACCGUCUCCAUCUCCACUCCGCCAUUCUCUCCAGAGGCUCCCACGCUGCCCGCUCCUCCGUUGGCGGUGGCGGUGGCGGUGGCGGCGGCAAGAGUGAAGAGAAUUUUUUGUUGGUUCCUGGAGCAACAAUUGCUACCAUUCUAAUGUUGGGAGCCCUCCAUGCUCGGCGCCUUUAUGAGGACAAGAAAGUUGAGGAGUUGAAGGAGAAAGGGAUUGAAGUUGAAUUCUCACCUGAUAUAAAAGGCAGCAUUUUUUUGAGGUUAUUACCUCUGCGUACAAUGUCACGCUUUUUGGGGGAUUGCUUGAUGAGUUUGGAACUCCCUGUAUAUGUACGUCCUUUCGUAUAUAAAGCAUGGGCACGGGCUUUUCAUUCAAAUUUAGAAGAAGCUGCUCUGCCACUGGAAAAAUAUGCUUCUUUGCAGGAAUUCUUCGUUCGAGCACUUAAAGAAGGUGCAAGGCCUAUUGAUGAGGAUCCAAAUUGUCUGGUUAGCCCUGUUGAUGGCAUGGUUUUGCGAAUAGGGGAGCUGGGAGGUCCAGGGGCAAUGAUUGAGCAAGUGAAAGGUUUUUCAUAUUCGCCAUUUUCUCUUCUUGGUCCACGGACUUCUCUCCAUAAAGUGGUUGAUGGGAAUGCAUGCAACGAACCUUCUGAGCUGAGUACUGCUCAAGGGACAACUAAGAAAUCAUGGUGGCGUCUAUCAUUUGCUUCACCUAAAGUUCGAAAUUCUGUUCCAUCAUGCCAAAUGGAAGGUGUAUUUUACUGUGUUCUAUACUUGCAUCCUGGUAGUUACCAUCGAGUGCACUCCCCUGUAGAUUGGAAUGUGUUUGUUCGCAGGCAUUUCUCUGGCAAUCUAUUUCCCGUGAAUGAGCGAGCCACAAGGACAAUUAAAAAUUUGCACAUUGAAAAUGAACGGGUUGUCCUUGAAGGUCAGUGGAGAGAAGGCUUUAUGGCACUUGCAGCAAUUGGUGCUACCAAUAUUGGUUCCAUUCAACUGUAUAUUGAACCAGAGUUCAGGACAAACAGGCCAAAGCUGAAACUGCUAUCCUCGGAGCCCCCGGAGGAGCGAGUAUAUGAUGCUGAGGGCACCGGACUGAUGCUCAAGAAGGGCGAAGAGGUAGCAGCAUUCAACAUGGGUUCUACUGUAGUUCUCAUUUUCCAAGCUCCCAUCUCAGGUUUGGCUGGAGGCAUCAGUUCAUCUCCAGAAUUCAAGUUUUGUGUGAAAAAAGGCGAUGAAAUCAGGGUUGGAGAAGCCAUUGGUAGAUGGGGAAGUCAAUAGGUGGAUGAUUUCCAGUACAUUUCUCGAAGAACAUUUAUAUUUUUUCUUUACUUUGCUAGCGGUUUAAUCAGUCAUAUUUGGUAAUGGGAAUCAAUGGUUGUUUUUAGUUAUGAGGAUGUAAAUUUCAAAGUUUAGUUGUCUCUGAUUUUUAGGUUCUCUAUUUUUUCAUCUGAUUGCAUGCUAAUUUCAAUUUCUUUA
This is a messenger RNA of Dioscorea cayenensis subsp. rotundata (Guinea yam), 1682 nucleotides long. Its product is annotated as phosphatidylserine decarboxylase proenzyme 1, mitochondrial. Gene Ontology annotation, cellular component: mitochondrion. Gene Ontology annotation, biological process: phosphatidylethanolamine biosynthetic process. The coding region runs from base 147 to 1484 and encodes 445 amino acids. The transcript is spliced from 12 exons. The record is from RefSeq and is a predicted model, not a curated record. Lineage: Eukaryota; Viridiplantae; Streptophyta; Magnoliopsida; Dioscoreales; Dioscoreaceae. Gene Ontology annotation, molecular function: phosphatidylserine decarboxylase activity.